This is a messenger RNA of Syzygium oleosum, 847 nucleotides long. RefSeq lists its product as uncharacterized. Bases 238 to 534 code for a protein of 98 amino acids. The transcript has a single exon. The record is from RefSeq and is a predicted model, not a curated record. Lineage: Eukaryota; Viridiplantae; Streptophyta; Magnoliopsida; Myrtales; Myrtaceae.
UGCUUCCAUUUCCAUCUCUCUCCUCGAGCUUCACUCUCUCUCUCUCUCUCUCUCUCUCUCUCUCGCCGUCGCUCCUCCUCUUCCGCGCACGCUUCAGCAGCCAACAGUCUCACCUCGCAUCGCCGUACGGCAUUGCCUUCUUCGCAUGCACGUCCUCGUAAACUCCCUUCCCUGAGCUCGGGAUCAAGCUCUCCCGCUUCACCUCCAUCAAGAAGAGGAAACAGAGCUCCCCCGCCGAUGGACGCCUGCCUAUCCGCGCCGCUUGCGGGGCCUCCCCCGCCGGCGGCGGAGCUGGGCCGCUACUACGCGCACCGGUCCAUCGAGACGCUGGUGGUGGUGCUGGCGGCGAUCUCCAUCCUCGGCGUGGUCGCCGGGAUCGUCGCCCGCCUGUGCGGGGGGAGGCACCUCGGGGGGAGCGGGGAGGACGACAUCGAGGGCUGGGUCGAGAGGCGGUGCAAGAGCUGCAUCGACGGCGGGCUUCCGCCGCCGGAGGCGAAGCCCGCGCCGGCGCCGGAGCAGGCGGAGAAGAAGUGAAGCGGGGGGGGGGGGGGGACUGCCGGGAGGACGGUGAGCUUUAGCCAUUUUCGUUUUUUUUUUUCGUGGUGAUUUUUAUUUUCUUUCUUAAGGGAGAUGGGAGGGGUAAAACCGUAAAAGGCGAGGGUACGGAGUGCUGCUAGUGAUCAGCAUUACGGUUUGAAAAUAUAUGUGAAUGGUGUUGCAGGGUUUUUGUUUGAACUGUAGCUCACUUAUUCUCUUCGCAAUUAGAGGUUCUCUAAUAUGUUUAACAAUACAAAAUAUUUAAUUUUACUUUUGGAAAUAACCAACUUCAUUUGGUGGUUUCUUGAUU